GAUUUGGUGACGUACCAGACGUGGUGACGUCAUGGCGCAGCGGCAGGGUAUGGUGGCCUCAGCUUCCUGGUGAUUGCAGCAGCCGGGAAGAGUUGGGGGGGGGGAGACGGCUGCGGCGCUUCCCGCUGCGCGCCCAGCUGAGGAGAGAGAAUGGCGGACUUUGAUGAGAUUUAUGAAGAGGAGGAAGAAGAUGAGGAGCGGGCCCUGGAGGAGCAGCUUCUUAAGUAUUCUCCUGACCCGGUGGUGGUACGAGGAUGUGGGCACGUCACAGUGUUUGGCCUUAGCAACAAAUUUGAAGCGGAGUUUCCAUCCUCAUUAACUGGCAAGGUAGCCCCCGAGGAAUUUAAAUCCAGCAUUAACAGAGUCAACAGUUGUCUUAAGAAGAACCUUCCAAUUAAUGUCCGCUGGCUGUUGUGUGGAUGUCUUUGUUGUUGUUGCACGUUAGGAUGCAGCAUGUGGCCAGUUGUGUGUCUUAGCAAAAGAACACGGAGAUCGAUUGAGAAGUUAUUGGAAUGGGAAAACAAUAGGUUAUACCACAAGCUGUGCUUGCACUGGAGACUAAGCAAAAGGAAAUGUGAAACCAAUAACAUGAUGGAAUAUGUCAUCUUAAUAGAAUUUUUACCAAAGACACCAAUUUUUCGACCGGACUAGUUUUUUUGGUUUAUUUUUUUGCACAAAUGUUUUUUUUUUUUUUCUUUUAAUCUUAGUGUUCUGGUUUUAUUUUUAUUUUUUUUGUUCUAUCUAAGGACUUACUCAAAUAUCCUGUAUUUCCAAUGGCCAAUGGUUCCUUUCUUGGUUCUUCCCCAUUGGUGACAUAGCAGUGAGUCUUGUGAAUUUUGUAUUUUUUUUUGGAACAAGUUUACCAACACCUCUCACGGAAUAUAUAUUUUGUCCAUAACUUGGAAUCAUUUUCUUUUGCUUUGUGAUAUUUCUGUUGACUGUUUUGUUAUCCCCAAUGUAUCACUUUUUUGGAACCAAGAUGUAACUGCACCAUUAGGAAUUUGUAUUUUACCCGAGAUAAUCAUCCUGUCAGCUGGUUCUGAAAAGGAUGUGCUGAAAACAUUGGAGCCAGUGGACAUUCUUCAAGGUUAUAGAAUAUACCUGUGAAAAUAUGCGUGCUGCAUUUCACUGGAGCUCAGGACCAUAUGGUUGUGCUACCAUGACACUUUAGUCCUCGUUUUGGUUUAGGUAACCUUCCAAAUGACAGAUUUGUUUACUUGCGCAAAGUUGGUAUUUUUAGCUGCUUUCUUGUUCGCACCGUCACCCACUAGUUGGCUUAAUCUCUCUUACAUGGCAUACAUGGAAUACUUCAUCACUUACAUUUCUUUUCAGAUCACAUUGCUUACAGUGGAAUUUCACUGAAUCCACAAAUUGUUCCUUGUGGCACAAUAAACCAAAUACACAAAAACCCUAAUAAGCUAAUCAUUUUAAAUAUAAACAUUUACUGUGGUGUCAUCUUAAGUACGCUGUAUUCUCAGACUAGAUAUAAAACUGUGGUAUAUAAUGUGUAGCAUUUUAAAUACAGAUGCUCUAUUUAAAAAACUAUACUGACAAAAUAUUUAUUACCACUAUAAGGUCGGUUUAAUUUUGCUCCUAGGGUAUGAUACCUUGAAAUUCCUAAUCCACCUUACAGAUAUACACAUGCCUUGUCUAUUAAAGUGAUGAUGUUGCUUUUAUUUUUUCCUUCUAUUUUUACAUAUAUAGUUUACUUUUUUGUUAUUGGUUUAUUCUUUACAUUUUAAGUAAGUCAAAGUAUUUUCACUAUUAAAGGACGUAUAGCCAGUACUAACACAAUGUGGGUCUAAUUUUAAUUGUGUAGAGAAAAAAAAGGAAUGAUUUGUUAACCUAUUUGGUAUAACAUUUUGCUCCAGUAAAAAAAAGUUUUCUUUUUCAUAUAUGUGCAUAACUGAUGCUGGCAAAAGGAGUGCACUGAGUUUUAAUUAGGAAAAAUCAGUUGUAUAAACACUCAAAUGUCCAUAUGUUUGUUGUAAGAUGCUUGGCCUAGUUAUGUUUUGUCAUCCUAUUUGUACAAUAUUAAAAUGGGA
Nanorana parkeri is the source of this 2045-nucleotide messenger RNA. RefSeq names its product cysteine rich hydrophobic domain 2 (gene CHIC2). The record is from RefSeq and is a predicted model, not a curated record. Bases 151 to 651 code for a protein of 166 amino acids. The transcript has 6 exons. Lineage: Eukaryota; Metazoa; Chordata; Amphibia; Anura; Dicroglossidae.